This is a messenger RNA of Saccostrea cuccullata (small rock oyster), 3458 nucleotides long. RefSeq lists its product as uncharacterized. Lineage: Eukaryota; Metazoa; Mollusca; Bivalvia; Ostreida; Ostreidae. Gene Ontology annotation, molecular function: RNA polymerase I core promoter sequence-specific DNA binding. Gene Ontology annotation, biological process: transcription by RNA polymerase I. Gene Ontology annotation, cellular component: fibrillar center. The record is from RefSeq and is a predicted model, not a curated record. Bases 112 to 3237 code for a protein of 1041 amino acids. The transcript is spliced from 16 exons.
UAUAAAUUAACGUGAUGGAUGGAUAUUUUAUCUUUUUCCUUCAUGUGUGUCACUAAAAAUAGCGGAUGAAUAAAAGAUGAUGUAUCUUAACAAUGUUAUUAACAUCAAGUAAUGGAUUUCUUCCCACAAAAAUGUUUUCCAUUGAAAUAUCAACAUGAGAAAACCCAAAAACAAAUCUCUCAGGGAUUGGGAAGUAACAGAAAUAUUGAUGUAGAUAAUGUAAGGGACAGAAAAUUUCACUCUCAGUAUGUUCCUGUUGAUUCAAAGACAUACUUUGCCUCAAGACCAGCUUUGCCCCUCUAUUUGUCUCCUAUGAAAGUUCCAUACCCGUUUGAAGACAGGGUUACCAAAGAAAUCAAAACUGACUACCAUGAAGUUAGUGCCUUUUGUAAUAGACUGAAAACACUGAGGGGAAAUCUGAUAAAGCCUCAAAAUACAAAGAUGCGGCAAACAUAUUCAACAGUAUUCGAUAAACUCAAAAGGAUAAAGUCCAAAGCUGUUGGUGUCCCUGAGAGGUUAAAUGAACUUGUAAAACAGUAUGAAAAGGUCAAAGACAUUCAUUGUGUUAUGACCUAUAACUCUAGUUACACAGGAGGGUGUUUGGCUCGUUUUGGUAGCCAGGCAAAUGAUGGAAGUCAACUUUUAAUAUGUCCUGCUGAUCACAAUUAUACUUCCAUUGCUCUGCUUGAACUGUGCACAAGUCCUGAGUUAAAAGUUACACAGAAAAGCAGAAUUAAUGUGGACUAUGAAAUUCAACAGCUUCAGUCCAAAUGCUGCAAAGAUCUUGACUUCUGUGUGGUGAGAGGAAGGAGCGUCUGUGAACUGUUCUCACGUCCAGAAUCAGCUGAAGCGGGUUCCAGUACACUGAGUUCUGUUGAUAAACAACAUUUUACUGAAGAGAUUCCGACCUCAGUUGAUCUGAGUGGGUAUAUACCUGGAGAGUGUGCAGUGACCACAGACAAAGGAAACCUUUAUCUCUGGUCUCCAACUCAAAGUAAACAACUUGUCAGACAGAAUGUGGAGACCAGAUUUCCUUCCUUUGAAUCCUGGCGGCAGGCCGUCUUUGGAUCAAACCCACGUCACAUUGUUAUGGCAGAUUGUACAGCCAUCCAAAUGUUUGACAUUAGGGGGCAGUAUGACUCCAGUCUUGACCUUUUUGCACUGCCCAGUAAGUUUCUACACCCUGCUGAGCGGUUGUGUUUGGUGGAGAAACACCCCUCCUCCCAUCAUUCCUAUCUGGUAGCUACAGACCAAAGCUUAUUAUUGGUGGACGAUCGAUUUCCUGGCCACCCUAUGCUGCAGUGGAAUCAUAUGCUGAGAAAUUUUCCACAGGUGACCUCUUCUGUUGUCAUGGAAACUGACAGUGUUUUAGUUGCUCUGGGGAGUCUGUUUCCAGCCGAAGUUUGUGCGUAUCAAUACAGAUAUGGUCUCUCAGCAUUACCACAGUCCAUAGGAUCUCCACGGAAAUUUUCUCAAAUAGGAGACUUUACUGAAUGGCCAGAUCUUUGUAACCCACUUCACAAGUUUGCUGCUGACCUUAGGUUUAAUGUGUCACUGACCGGAAUUUCGCUCGUCAAAACUUCCACUGGAUUUUUCUUGCUACAGGUUGACAGUCUAGGGGAACUCUAUUUUCAAGAGUUUAAAUUGACCAAUGAAAUGAAAGACCCAACAUUUUGUGCCGGGCCAAUGUCUGGAGAUCUAACUUUGGAUAAUUUUACAAUUGAGAGAGGAAAAAAGUGGACAGAAGAUUUACAUAGCUAUGUUGAUACCUGCAAAAAGUCCAUCAAGAAUGUCAAUGUCUCAGAUUUCUUCUCAGAGAUCACGCUGAGUAAGCCAGGUCACAUCUCGUGUUCCCUGUGUAUGUUGGACACCAGUGGUAUUAAUCUGUCACUGCAUAAACAGGCUCUCUGUUACUCCUGUUUACAUGAAGUUAAUGUCGCCAGAAAAAUUGCUGACUUGCAGCCUAAUAACAUAGUGCAGCUUGAUGAUUCUGCAGUAGAGUCUGACAGUGAAGAGGAUGAUGGGAAGGAUAAGGACACACUGAGUCAAAUUCUUCUUCACCAGUGGACUGAGGAGGAGGAAGAAGAGGAUUUUGAGGAGAAAUUUCAACAACUUCUCCUGACCAGGGAUGAGGAAAUUAAGGAAAGAAGGAAAAUCAGGAAAGAAUCCUCAAAAAGAUCAGUACAACAGCAGUCAACACAAGAGGGAGACACUACUACCCUUCCUGUCAACCCUGCUUCAAUGUGGGCUACAGGUAACAAAGAAUUAGAUGCUUUGAUAGCUAGUCAAGCAGCUGCACAGGAAAGUCAGUCUGAUGUAGAAGAAAGUGUGGAAGCCCACGAUUCCCUGCCUAUCAGGUCAAAGUUAACUGAGGAGGACAGAGGUGUUAAUAGAAUUACUGAACAGGAUUCAAUGUCGAGCAUCAAUCAUAAUGCAGAACAUGCUCAUUCAAAUAUAAAAACAGAGAGAACAAACUCAGGUGAUCUACAAGAAAGUGAUACUUCUGACGUGUUUGUCAGUCAGGUUGAAAGAGAUUAUCCAUUCAUGGCGCAACCAUCACCAUUGAAAAGGAAACACUCAGACCGGUUGUCCAAUCUUAGUUCUAUAUCAUUUAGGUCAGAAGGAUUCCUUUCCACUCCACCCAGAAUGUUAUCGUUUCAUUCUCCUAGGACAGAUAAGAGAUCAGGGAGAAGUGAAAAUGAGACUGUGCCUAGAGGGAUAAUAGGAGGUGACAUAAUGUAUUCAUCACCUCAGCUACAUCCAACCCCUAGUAAAAGAAGAAGACAUUCCUCUAUAUCAAGUUCAUGUAGCAAACGUUCUGUUAAGUCUAUUUCCUCUAUUCAGUCAGAUGGAUUUAGAUCAACUCCAUUACGGAUGCAUCAAUCUCCAAUUCAGGGAUCUAAAUUUAUCUCCCCGGGUAUAGGCAGUGUGUCCUCCAGUCUGUCUGACUGGAACUGUUCUAUGGACUUGUUUGAUUCUAGUCUUAAGACUUUUGAUUUAUUACAAAAUCCAGUGUUAGGCAGCCAGAAAUCUCAGGGAACAAAUGCUCCAAGUCAAUUGGAUAAUCAGAAAUCUCAGGAAUCCAGCACCCAAAGUCAUCCGGAUAGUCAGAAAUCUCAGGAACCCAGCACCCAAAGACAACCUGAUAGUCAGAAAUCUCAGGAAUCAAGUAAUCAAAGUCAACCAGAUAGUCAGAGAAAAACUAAAGCUAAAAAGAAACUCAUUACUGGCUUCUGAUUGUCUUUUAAUUAACAUUUGCUUGUUAGUGCAUGUAUUUGUAGUUGGCCUCAGACUGAAAUCAAAAGCUUUUGCUAUGAAGUACUGCCGACUGCAGUUCCAUAAAAAUAAGUCUAUGCACAAAAUAAUUUGUAUUUUGGAAGAUGCCAGAUCAAUUUGUAUGAAGUUUGAACUGUUUUGAGCUUCAUUUAGACUAGGGUUUCAGAUCCCACUACUGUAUA